Messenger RNA from Tarenaya hassleriana, 1848 nucleotides. RefSeq names its product probable pectinesterase/pectinesterase inhibitor 44. Gene Ontology annotation, biological process: cell wall modification. The record is from RefSeq and is a predicted model, not a curated record. NCBI's taxonomy places the organism in Eukaryota, Viridiplantae, Streptophyta, Magnoliopsida, Brassicales, Cleomaceae. Gene Ontology annotation, molecular function: pectinesterase inhibitor activity; pectinesterase activity. Bases 98 to 1693 code for a protein of 531 amino acids. The transcript is spliced from 5 exons.
AAAAAAAACCUCAAUGUCAUCGAUCUUUCUCCUCCUCUGCACCAUCAAUUCAUACCCAAAACCCUAAAAAAGUAAUCACAAAAAGAACGCAGAGAAAAUGCUAAGUUCGAAGGUCCAUUUCUUGAUUCUCUUGACACUGUGUGUGCCAUACGAACUGAGAGCAGAAGAUUAUGAUUAUCUGAAGGUUCCGGCCAAUGAGUUCGUGAGUUCCAUAAACAUGGCUGUCGAGGUCAUGAGAGAGGUGAGUUCGGUUCUGUCUCAGUUCGGAGAGUUCGGCGGAGAUCUUCGGCUGCAAAACGCGGUCUCGGAUUGCCUCGAUCUGCUCGACUUCUCGUCCGAUGAGCUGAGUUGGUCUGCUUCUGCUUCUCAGAACCCAAAGGGGAAAGGAGAGAACGGGACAGGGGAUGUGGGAUCGGACAUGAAGACAUGGUUGAGUGCUGCUCUCUCCAACCAAGACACUUGCAUUGAAGGCUUCGACGGCACUAAUGGCCUCGUCAAAGCCCUCGUCGCCGGUAGUCUCAAUCAACUAUACUCCAUGCUCCGCGAGCUAUUACCACUCGUUCAACCGGACACGUCAGCCAGGCCGAAGCCCAAUCCGAGGCCCAUUGUCAAACCAGGCCCCACCAGUAAGAGGCCAAGGGGCCCACCAGGCCGCAAACUCAUAAAUACAGACGACGAGAUCCGUCGAUUCCCAGACUGGGUCAGAUCGGACGAUCGCAAACUGCUCGAAGCAAACGACGUUAAAGUCGACGUUACGGUGGCGUUAGACGGGACGGGGGAUUUCACGAAGAUAACGGACGCCGUUAAAGCGGCUCCUGAUUAUAGCAGCAAACGUUUUGUAAUAUAUGUGAAGAAAGGUGUGUAUUCGGAGAACGUUGAGAUCAAGAAGAAGAAAUGGAACCUCGUUAUGAUCGGCGACGGCAUCGACGUCACGGUUAUCUCCGGUAACCGUAGCUUCAUCGACGGUUGGACCACUUUCCGGUCAGCUACUUUCGCUGUGAGUGGGAGAGGGUUUCUUGCGAGGGACAUAACGUUUCAAAACACGGCGGGGCCGGAGAAGCACCAGGCGGUGGCAAUGAGAUCGGACUCAGACCUCUCGGUGUUCUACCGAUGUGCGAUGAAGGGUUACCAAGACACGCUCUAUACACACACGAUGCGUCAAUUCUACCGAGACUGUAUCGUGACUGGAACCGUAGACUUCAUAUUCGGGGAUGCGACCGUCGUAUUUCAAAACUGCCAGAUUUUGGCAAGAAGAGGCUUACCUAAUCAGAAGAACACUAUCACGGCUCAAGGCCGCAAGGAUCCUAACCAACCUACCGGGUUCUCGAUCCAAUUCAGCAACAUCUCGGCCGAGGCAGACUUGAUUCCUUACCUAAACACGACGAGGACGUACCUUGGGAGGCCGUGGAAACAGUACUCGAGGACGGUUUUCCUGCAGAACUACAUGAGCAACGUGGUGAGACCAGAAGGUUGGCUCGAGUGGAACGGCGAUUUCGCUUUGGACACACUAUUCUACGGCGAAUUCAUGAACUAUGGCCCUGGGUCCGGGCUCGGGGGACGAGUUAAAUGGCCCGGUUACCGAGUGUUUAACGACUCGGCUCAGGCUAACAACUUCACAGUGGCUCAGUUCAUCGACGGAAAUCUCUGGAUCCCUUCGACCGGAGUGAGGUACACUGCUGGUUUGAGCGCUUGAACCCACUUUUGUUUCGGUUCACUCUUUUAAAGUCUUGUCGGAUGCUUUUGUUAAUCUUAUUCUUUUGUAUUUGGAUUGUGUUUUCUUGUGGUCUCAAGUGAUUUCGUUGCUUGGGGAGAAAUCCCUGAAGAGUAAAAUAGAAAGUAAUUUAAAUU